Molecule: messenger RNA, 243 nt
Organism: Paramecium sonneborni
Lineage: Eukaryota; Ciliophora; Oligohymenophorea; Peniculida; Parameciidae
Source: the annotation of a GenBank genome assembly
UUUUCAAAUUAAAAAAUAACUUUUAUCUAUUAAAACUUUGUUAAUAAAUAAUACUAUUAAAUUUCUAAAGUAAAAUUACGAUGAAUUCAAUUACUAAUAAGAAAAACUCUUCUUUACUAUCCUAGCUUUAAUACAUAAAUCUCAAGUAACUAUAAAAGAAAAUUUUCUCUGAAUUACUCUUCCAUUUUUUGAAAAAACAAGAACCAAGAUUUAAAUCGUGAUAUUUAACCGAUGAUGAAUAUG